AGAUUGGUAGAAUGAUUUGAUUUGUCAAAGCUUAAUCUCAAAGACAAGGGAAAAGCCCAGAGUGGCAGGAGCGAAACCGAGCAGAUUGUUUUGAUUUCCUCAUGUCGAUAUCGUUUGUUCUAUAACCAGGUGAACUGACGAUUUAGAUAUCUUGGAGAGAGAGCAUCACAUUAAUACAAACUAAAAGAUUUGUGUUUUCGUCAUUUUGUCUUUUUUCAUCAAUUGUUUCAUCAAAGACUGGUAAUUUUGACUGGAAAUGGCUGGUCUGAUUUUUUCGUAUGAAGGGGAAUUGAUUCAUCAGGCAGCCAUUUAUGACCAGGUUGAGUUUCUGUUGAAUUUGCUGUCCAUCCCAAGCAAUGGCGAUGCAAACAUUAGAGAUCAGCAAGGAAGAUCUCCUGUACACACAGCGCAACAUGGCAGUGAAAAGUGUCUGAAACUGCUGCUUGAAAAUGGAGGUAAUCCAAACUUGGUGUCUUCUCAAACAGAUUGUUGCUCUACGCCUGCGCAUCACGCAGCUUAUAAUGGCCAUUUUUUAUGCCUAAAGCUGUUAGUCGAGAAGGGUGCCGACCUUGACAUUUCUAACGCAAAUGGUAGAACUCCUAUCGAUCUGGCUAUAGAAGAAAGACAUACAAGUUGCGCUAAAUUCUUGAAAGAUGAGGAAGUUCGCAGACACAAUUUGCAGAUAGCUGGAUGGCAAGAAGAGGCUUUUUCUGCUACUGCCAGAGGAAAUUUUCAUCGUUUGAAAGAAAUAAUUGAACAACUUGGUAAUGAGUUUGAUGUUGACAAGCAGUACGCUGCAGGCGAAACACUUUUGUUAAAGGCUUGCGAGAAUGGAAAUGUGGACGCUGUUGAUUUGUUACUUGCUUCUGGAGCAUCGGGCACGUGUAACCCUUAUUCGGGAAUAUCCCCUCUUGCAUGUGUGAACCAGAAUGUGGUUGUCGUGAAGAAGUUACUACGGCGAUUUCCGAAUCUUGCCAAACAUGGAACGAAAGUAGAGAAUAACAAUCCUCUGCAUUUUGUGUCAGGGUGUGGAAAUGUUGAAAUUGCUAAGUUGUUAUUACAAACCGACGAUGGGUCUGAACCUUAUCCCUGCCUUGGUAUUGACAUUAACUGUGAAACGUCCAGCGGUAUGACCCCAUUGCACAACGCAGCAAUUGCUGGACAUAUUGAAAUUAUCAACUUGCUGUUCAAUCCAAAUCACCACUGUUGCACACCGUGUUCGAUGAAGUCGAACGUUAACGUAAAUGCGAAGUCGAAGGUCGGACGCACGCCGCUGCACGACGCUGUGACGUUGGGAAACGUGGAUAUUGUCGAGGUCUUGCUCGAACACAAAGCGAAUCCAAAUUGUGCGGUGAGGACAGACGAUAUGGUUGGGUACCUGGAUGUUAGUGAACUCAUGGCGGACAUGUUGGAUGUAAACAUUGGUGCUACGAUGACAGCACUCCAGCUUGCUUGCUCUCAUAAAAAAAGCGAGAUAAUGAAGAUGCUAUUACAUCAUGGCGCCCAAGACUUCGGCAACAAAUGUCUCCAUUAUGCUACCACGAAUGACAAUGAAGAAAUGACCAUCAUCCUUCUUGGAAAAGACGUACAUCCAAGUCAUGAAUACAGUUUACCAUUGAAGCUACGCGAGCAACACAAUGACUGGGCUCCAAUAUCUAUCGUUUGGCAUAAUUAUGACCUGCACAAGAUCGAGGCUGCGUGGUUAUACUCAGCGCCAAAGGCCAUUCUUAGACCAGCGGUGUCAGCGACCAUGAAUAAUUUGAUGUUGGCGUCUUUGAUCACCAACUUGGAUCUUUCUAACAAUCGUUUGCAGAGUUUACCUAUUGAAAUAUUUCAACUAUCUUCACUGAGGCAUCUCAAUGUAUCCCACAACGAGUUGAGUAUGUUGCCUGUCGGAAAAAGUCGUAACGACGCCGAAAGCUCCUCGGCCGAUGACGUUUUUGUCGAAAAUCGUACGGAAAUCGCGGUGUGGUACUGUCCGCAUUUGGAGGAAAUCGAGCUUCAAUAUAACAAUCUGACAACUCUUCCGGGCUGUCUUUUCUUACUUCCGGCUUUGCGAAUUGUGGACGCCAAUAACAACGAUCUUAAUGGCCUACCAUACGAUAUUUGGCACAGUCCUAAUUUGAGGAUUGCCAUUUUCAGUAACAACUACAUCGAUAAUGUACCAGUUCUUCCGAACUCCAGCGAUGUUGUUAGCGGUAGCAAUUGGUCAAGUCCGAGAUUUAAUGGCAAUACUUCAUAUGAAAGGCAGAGCUCAUCGACUUCGUCUUCCGAUAGGCGCGGGAAUGAAGAUAGGAGAAAUGAAAAACCGCAGGAAAGGCGGCUCAGGAUUAUAAGCUACCGGACGUUGCUAGGCGACGCAAACCCGGAAGCUGACGAUUCUGACGAGGAAGAGCUUGAUACACAAGUGGAGUGUGUUAUAGAAAAAUUGGAUCUGUCAUACAACCAGUUGACUAAAUUUCCUAUUGGUUUAACGUGUUUGGCUCCAAAGUUAUCAAAAUUACUUCUCUCGAACAACGGCAUCGAUGAAUUUCCGCCAAUUCAAGAAAUUCCGGAACUUUUGUCCCAUUUGGACUUGUCCUUCAACAAAAUACAGACAUGCUUGCCAAAUUAUGACGACAACCAGUGUGACAGGUUAUGUUACAGCCCAGUAAGAAAACGUCGCUCAACUCGUCGCACGCGAAGCCGAACUUCGACGUCCUCGACCAUGCGAACGUGGUGUCGUCAUUGUAGGCACCGACAAUUACGUCAUUUGAAAAGACUAGAGCUGAACAACAAUCUGUUGUCGAGAAUACAUUUCGCUUACAACACCCCUAAUGCUGACAGUGAUAUUUGUGUUUACCCAAAUCUUAUGUCGCUAACACUGAGCCAUAAUAAACUGGAGUAUUUAACGGAAGAACUUGGCAAACUAGUUAAACUUGGCUCAUUAGAUGUGAGUUACAAUCCGCUGACACGUGUACCUAAGUUGCCACCUUCCAUAGGAUUGCUAGGGGAUCUUUGGGAUCUUAAUGUGAAAGGAUUGAAUUUGUACGAUCCACCUCCUAACGUUCUUGAAAAGCGAACCAAGGCUAUCACCGGAUAUCUGUUAUCAAUACUGGAUGAGGCUCAGCCAUAUCCAAGCUUAAAACUUAUGUUUGUUGGUGUUUCCAAUAUUGGCAAAACCACAUUGCUGGGGAAGCUCAAAGGAGAUACAAAUACGACUAAAGGAUGGCAUGAGAGAAAAGUAUUGCAGAAAACGCCACAAAAAGGAAAGAAAAGUGAAAAUGUUUCGACGGUUGGUGUGGACGUUGCGGAAUGGGUAUAUCCAAAUCCUGCCGGCACAGUAUUCGCUAGAAAUAGUCGACCAAGUGUGAUAUUCAGCACAUGGGACUUUGGUGGACAGAAAGAAUAUUACGCGACUCAUCAGUUAUUUCUCACACAUCGUGCAUUAUACCUUGCCAUAUGGAAACUGACUGAUGGUGAGGAUGGAGUGCGAAAAUUAUAUUCUUGGCUUUUAAAUAUUCAGGCAAGAGCACCUGACUCUGUGGUCAUCAUUGUCGGGACUUUUUACGACAAACUUUCUGCAAAAGACAAGAAAAGCGGAUUUGUCGAUCGCAUGCACAAUCUUAUUCGUGAAUUGUAUGUCGGAAAGGAGCUUGGAGGUGGUGUCGGAAUCCCCCGCGAACGUGGUCUUCCGAACGUUGUUCGGACGAUCGACGUUAGUUGUACUACCGGUCAUCAGAUCAGUCAACUGAGAGAAAUCAUUUACAAUACUGCUUUGGAAAUCAAAGGACACGGUGGUUAUACCUUAGUGGAAGAGCAGAAAAUUCCGGCCAGUUAUCUUGCUGUUAAGGAAGCUGUUCUCAACAUUGCAAUAAAGUGCAAUUAUGCAAAUCAAACUCCUGUGUUGAUGGCUGAAUUUUUUCAGACAAAGGUUGAACAUGAACUCGAUUUAAAACAUGUAAAACUACGAGAUGACGACGAACUGGCACAAGCUUGUCAAUUUCUUCACGAUAAUGGUAUAUUGUUACAUUACGAUGAUCCCUCGUUAUCUGGACUAUAUUUUCUUGAUCCACAAUGGCUCUGUGACAUGAUGGCUCAUGUCGUUGCUAUCAGAGAUGUAAAUCCUUUCGUUCAAAAUGGUGUAAUGAAAUCCUCUGAUCUCUCACACAUUUUCAAGAGUGAUCGCUUUCCAUCACAAUUCAUCAAUGAAUACGUUAAUCUACUCAACAAGUUUGAGAUGGCUUUACCGUUAAUUUCUCAUCAUCUUCUUGUGCCAUCUCUUUUGCCUGAAAAACAAAUCAGAGGCCAUCAUAUAUCCGCACCAGGCUUAAACACUGUUGUUGCUACGGCGAUGAACAUGAUGACGUAUACCGAGAACAGAGUGAUCAGGCGGCAAUACUUGAUGUCGUACGUUCCAAGUGGUUUCUGGGCUCGUCUCAUCACAAGGAUGAUCAACGAUAAACAGUUAGAAUCUGCGGUCGGCGAUUGCUUGUCCUUCACAAUGAAUCAACAAUCCGUUAUAUUAGAACAUCGAGAAAAGUCAAAAAUUGCACAACCUGAGUGGUCGUGUUGGAAGACUGGUCUCGAGUUGUCCUGUUAUGGUGUCAAACUACUCCGAGUUUGUCAACUGGAGGACGGAGUCCCAUUUUAUGGUUGCCCAAAAGAUAGUGAACGAAUACAGCUUUUGAUUAAUGGAGAGAAAAAGGAUAAAUCAUCGUCCAAUGUUGUCGAAAUUAUAGCUCCCAGUGUUAUGCUGGAAAUUGAAAAGUCUGUCGUGAAUAAACCACUUGGACGAAGAAACUCAGGUCAGCAAGAUUCACCGUCAAAAAAUUACUUCUCGUUUUCAAUCAAAUCAGUGAAGGAUUCAAACGUUAAAACUGCUGCUCGUUUUCUCGCCUUGACCAUUCACCAUAUCGACAACCUGUUAGAAGACUGGUAUCCAGGUCUCGAUUCCAUCAACAUCUACGGUGAGAGUUUAGUAAAUAGGCUUAUUCCAUGUUCAAAAUGCUUGCGUCGUAUCAUCACCACGGCAACAGUGACGUCAUCAAAACCAAAGAAUAUACCAUCAAACGACCAUUGGCCAAAUUCACACAAAAGUGUUUUCUAUUUUAAUACACCUCCAAAUAGUCCUCAAAUUCAUUCAACGCCUUUAUCGUCUAAGAACGGGAUUAUAUCGCCGUCUUCCGGAAGUGAUUCGAGUUUUGGAUUUGAGAACGAGAGCGGCUUUGCUGUUACUGAUUCUGACGCAAUGUCACGUGAGUCGUCACCAGCCUCUAGCGUAGACAACCACGACGGGAAUGGGUACGAGCAACAAUCAUCUGACACUGAUACGGACGGUUUUUCAACUAGCUCAGCGACUUCUGGCGUUCAGUCCAGUCCCCAGCAUAGGGGAAGCUUUGAUGCGAAGUUAAUUGCGACAUUUUCGUUCGAGGAGUGUGUCGUGAGUUCACAAACGUCUGAUCACGUGUACUGCCUCAUCGAUGGAAAAUUAUUCUUUCGAGAGGAAGCCCCGGAUGUAGUUUUUGCCGACGUUGCACCGGAAUUAAACAUCGACACGAAUUGCGUUGAUCGAAGAAAGAAGCUGGGACGAGGAACAUUUGGUACCGUUUAUGCUGCUGAGAUCAAGCUUAAUGAUGGGAGUGUUGAACAGGUCGCUUUAAAAAUGCCCCUGGACACUGCUGUGGACGAGAAUGCGAGCGAAGAGGAGAAGAAUGAGGCAAAAUGUUGCAACGUAAAAUUCAAAAGUGCCACAUUUGGUUUUACUGAGGCGUACAGAACCAUACGUCAAGAGCUGUCAAUUCUGGUCAAUCUAAAUCACCCGCAUAUUCUCCAGUUGAGGGGAUUCUGCCUUAAUCCGCUUUCUUUAAUCCUCGAGUUCGCACCGAAGAAGAGUUUAGAUCGAAUUCUAGCGGACUACAAGCGAGCAGGACAACGACUUGAUCCUUUUGUUCUUCAAAAAUGUGUAGUUCAGUGCUCCGCUGCGCUGAAAUAUCUUCACCAGCGUCACAUUAUUUAUCGUGAUCUCAAAUCCGAAAACAUUCUUGUUUGGGAAUUUCCGGAGCCGUUUACACCCAAUCAGAGCGCACAUACUGUCUUGAUCAAGUUAGCCGACUACGGUAUCAGUAGGUCAGCGUCAAUGGCUGGCGCUAAAGGACUUGGUGGCACACUUGGUUUUAUGGCACCGGAGAUUGAAAAAUAUUCAGGACGGGAAUCCUACACUGAUAAGGUCGAUUCUUUUUCAUUCGGGAUGUUUAUGUACGAGUUAAUCACAUUGAAUCAACCAUUCUCCGAUCUGAACCAAGCGCAGAUUAAACAGAUGGUAGUCGAAGGGAAGCAACCACUGUUAACGUCAAAGGACAAACGUGCGCCAGUGUUUGCAUUAGAAUUAAUGUUAUGGUGCUGGUCGCAGAAUCCCGAGAAGCGUCCGUCAAGCAACGAAAUCUAUUCAAUAUCGACGUGUUCGGAGUUUCCAAGAUUACUUGACGUGUUAACGUUUAACGAAGCGACAAGUCUCUCUAAACCUAUCACAACUCGAUCACGUGACUAUGCAGGACAAGGCGCAGAUGGGCAACUCAGUGUGGGUAAAGAAGUGUGGCUUUUUCACAGUAAAUUUAUUAAAGGUGUCACGAAAGACAUUGUGGAUGUUUUGUCUUUCAGUAAUGGACGUUCGGAUCACAUGGAGGAAUUUGUGCUCGACAAAUACACGAUACGCGUUGCGUGCAGCGUGGGCAAUACGGUGUGGCUUGGGACCAAGUCGGGUGUUAUACUUGUCUAUUGCGCCAUUACGUACAAACUGCUUUGCCAGGGAGCUUUGGCGAGCGACAAACUAAUAAUGGCGAUGAUUCACGCGCCCAAGUGUAAUUGUGUGUUUGUAUCGUUUUAUCAUGGGCAAAUAAUGGCGUAUUCUGACAACGUUUACAGUAAAUUUCGAGAAAGUUGUGAUAUUCCUUCUCCUAAAGACCUCACUCCAUUACGCGUUUAUGUCGGUGACAAUUUCGCCCACAGUCUUGCCAUCAUUGGCGUGCCUAAGGACAACCAUGGAACCGAGGGACCAGUAGCGAUAGAGUACGAGGUCUGGUUAGGACGAAUCAAAGGCCGCAUACUAAUUCUAGAUGCCGAGACACUCAAGGAGAAACAAGAGAUAGCCGCAGAAGAUUGCGAACUAGACAAUCCAAUUCUAGAUAAUCUGGCCGUGACGUCAUUGCAAACCUGCCAAACCUUUAGUGGUAAUAUUGACAAGUUUGAUCCCCUGGCCACAUCUGUAUGGAUAGCGGUCUACCCUGGCACGUGCGUGUAUCGUUACGACGCACGUGCGAAAUGCCUGUUGAAUAGUGUGGAUUGCUUGCAGAAUCAUCUCGCGGAAGAAGGUUCUCAUAGCUAUACCGCUGACCAAAGACACAAAGUCACCGAAGCACAAGUGCUCUCGCUGUUGGUGGUCAACAAAGAACUAUACAUUGGUACCAGUAGUGGUGCUUUUCUGGUUUGCAAUAGUCUAUCGCUUUUAGUCUACUCCGUUAUACGAUGUCAUAAAUCCUAUCUGGAGUCGUUGUUGCCAUUGACUACCACGCCAGUCACGUGGAAUCUUGAUACCGCUGAUGCCGCGCAAAAAACACAUAAUCGGCUCGUUCUGACCUUUGGGAAGGGUUACAGGAGUAUCUGCGCUGGCGGUGCUUGGAAUGCGUCAAAACUUUCCAAAACAUUAGGAAAGGGAUGUGAGCCCGUCAUCCUCGUAUGGCUUGCUGAUGAACGCUGACGUUUAAUAAGGUACUUCCCCAAGCAUUUUUGGACGCUUGAUUAUCGUUUGCUUGUUUGAGGGAAGAAGUAGAUGCAGUCCUCCCAAUUUUAUGAAAUUCCCGAAGGCGAAAGUUUUAACAUUGUUUGAUGUACAAAGCAUAGUUGAUUUUGAACUACAGAGAAUGUGGACUGAACAAAUGAAGUUCAUCAUAAAAAAUUAUUGAUCUUAUUUUUAUGGCAUGCGCUGUUAUGUCAUGUUGUAUGUGACCAAAUAAUU
This is a messenger RNA of Xenia sp. Carnegie-2017, 7993 nucleotides long. RefSeq names its product leucine-rich repeat serine/threonine-protein kinase 1-like. Gene Ontology annotation, molecular function: protein kinase activity; protein binding; ATP binding. NCBI's taxonomy places the organism in Eukaryota, Metazoa, Cnidaria, Anthozoa, Malacalcyonacea, Xeniidae. The record is from RefSeq and is a predicted model, not a curated record. Gene Ontology annotation, biological process: protein phosphorylation.